AUGGCUCUCAGCAAGCUACCGGAAUUCGCUCCCGGCAGCGGCAGCUUCGACGUGUUCGUCGAAAGAUUCGAGCUCUACCCCACAGUCAAUGAGAUUGCCGAGGCCAAGAAACUACAUCCGUUCUUGAGCGCCAUCGGAGAAGAAGCAUACGAGACGCUCCGAAGUCUGCUACUACCCAAGACGCCGAGCACGUCGUCAUACCCGGAAGUCAUGUCGGCGCUGAAGAAGCACUAUUCUCCGAGGCGGUCAGUGGUGAGUGAAAGAUACCAUUUCAACCAAAGGAAGCAAGCCUCUCAAGAAACUGUCGCAGAAUUUGUGGUACAGCUGAAGAAAUUGGCAUCAUUAUGUGACUUCGGCGCCUUUUUGGAACAAGCGCUUCGUGACCGCCCGAUAGCAGGCCUGCAUUCUGAAGUCCUACGUUGCCUGUUGCUGGCCAUGAGCGACAGCGAGCUCACCUGGGACCGCGUCUGCAACACCGCUACGGCCAUGGAGGCGGCAGCGAAAAACGCCGUGGAAAUGGUCGCGGGAAACACCGCCGAACAGUCAGCCAGCUGCAGUGGCAUACAUUGGCAGAGCCAAUCAGCAGCGUUGCAUCGGAGUUCACAAAGUGGGGCAUGCGCCGGCCACGGCUCCGGCAACACAAAGACUUCGGUGACACGGACUAAGAUAUCUGUCAGUGAUGCGGAGGACAACACGCACCUGUAA
Rhipicephalus microplus (southern cattle tick) is the source of this 705-nucleotide messenger RNA. RefSeq lists its product as uncharacterized. NCBI's taxonomy places the organism in Eukaryota, Metazoa, Arthropoda, Arachnida, Ixodida, Ixodidae. The record is from RefSeq and is a predicted model, not a curated record.